This is a messenger RNA of Moneuplotes crassus, 760 nucleotides long. NCBI's taxonomy places the organism in Eukaryota, Ciliophora, Spirotrichea, Euplotida, Euplotidae. The record is from the annotation of a GenBank genome assembly.
AUGGAGAAAAAGAUUUUCAUGGCCAGAGUUGCCGACCAAUCUGAGAGAUACGAAGACAUGGUUGACUUCUUGGAAGAGAUCAUUGAUGACAGCUCUAAAGAUGUAUCCAUGGACGUCAAGAACUUGCUCAGUGUUGGCUUCAAGAAUCUUAUCUCUGCUUCAAGAUCUGCUUACAAGACAGUUCAAGCCAUCGAGCAGAACAAGAAGUACGCUGAGUACUCCUCCAACUGUGCUGAGUACAAGGAGAAGAUCUCUACUGAACUCGAGAAGAGCUGCGCAAGAGUUAUCCAGAUCGUCAAGGAUAAGAGUCUCUCUAAGGAAGAUCUUAAUGAUGAGGCCAAAGUCUUCUAUUUGAAAAUGAUCGGAGAUUACUAUAGAUAUACCGCUGAAACUGCUAAGGGAGCCAAACUUGAAGAAGUAACUGAGAACGCUAAGACCUACUACGAGCAAGCUACUGAGGCUGGAAAGGACUUGAAGCCAUACAACUCUAACAAGUUGGGUUUGGCUUUGAACUUCUCUGUCUUCCACUAUGAGUUGAAGAACGACUCUUCUAAGGCUUGUGAGAUCGCUGAGCAAGCUCUUAAUGGCGCUAGAGACCAGAUCGAUGAGAUGGAUAAUGAUGAGGCCAGAGAUGCCCUCUCCAUUAUUGAGCUCCUUAAGGAGAACCUCGACCUCUGGAAGGAGGAAGAGGGUGGUGAAGACAAUGUUGUCGAAGAUAUCUAAGACACAUGUCUAGCCCAUGUAUUCAAUUCCUAUCAUU